Molecule: messenger RNA, 1509 nt
Organism: Solanum stenotomum
Lineage: Eukaryota; Viridiplantae; Streptophyta; Magnoliopsida; Solanales; Solanaceae
Product: DELLA protein RGL2-like
Exons: 2
Coding region: 1-1509 (502 amino acids)
Biological process (GO): regulation of DNA-templated transcription
Cellular component (GO): nucleus
Molecular function (GO): sequence-specific DNA binding; DNA-binding transcription factor activity
Source: RefSeq, a predicted model, not a curated record
AUGGAGGAUCCCACAGAUAUCCAGAACUUCUGUACCAACUAUGGGUUCUAUCAAGAAUAUGCAGUCAAUCAACAAUUACAAGAAAUGAAUAAACAACAAGAAGAAAUGAAUGUGCAUGCUGCCCAUUAUGCAGGUCAAUUAAGUCGAGGAAAAAUAAAGCUCAAUGAUCUAGAAACAGGAAGCGAGGUGGACGAGGUACCUUUUCUAUCUCUAGCUCCUUUUGAAUUGCUGAGGAACAAUCCGAGAAGGCGCAAGAAUACUGAAGGGGUUAAAGUUAGAGAUGUGAAUGGUGGAGCCAACGUGCACCAGAAGCUCUCAGCUACGCAAAUCAUGAGGCUAGCUGGAGAAAGAUUCAUCCAGUUCUCUUCCAACAAGUUCAUCAACAUAAACAAUCUUUUGCAUCCCUAUGGUUCUUCUUUCUCAGACCUUUCUCCUGAAGAUAAUCAAGACGUAGAACUUGCCCAAAUCCUCCUAGCUGCAGCUGAGAAAGUUUCUGACCAGCAAUACGACCGUGCAAGGAAAUUUUUGAGUCAAUGCCAACUACUUGCAUCAAACACAGGUAAUCCUGUGCAAAGAGCAGUCUUUUAUUUUGCACAAGCACUUGGAGAGAGGAUCGAUAGAGAAACAGGAAAAUUAAUGCCAAAAAUCUGCACGGAAACAGAUGAACUUAACAGUAUCUGUGUUGCAUCAAGAUUCCACGCCUCAUACGUAGCAUUACAUCAAGAAGUUCCAUUCAGCCAAAUAGUGCAUUUCACAGGAAUUCAAGCCAUACUAGAAAGUGUAGCAACGAAACCCAAAGUUCACCUAAUUGAUUUCCUUAUCAGAACAGGGGUACAAUGGGCAUCCUUGAUCCAAGCAGCAGCAGAGCGAAAAGACAACCCAAUCGAACAUAUGAAGAUCACAGUUAUCGAAUCAGUCAAUAAAGAAAGAGUAAUAGAAACAGGCAAAAACCAACUAACUGAAGACCACUUCGACAUAAAACCUGACGAAGGGGUAGUAAUCCAUGCAGCAUUCUUUCUACGAGCAAUGAUUUGUGUACCAAACUGUUUAGAAACUGCAAUGAGAGUUGUAAGAAGGCUACAACCAUCACUAAUGGUAGUAUCAGAAGUAGAGGCAAAUCUUAAUUCACCUCUAUUCGUGAACCGAUUCAUAGAUUCAUUAUUCUACUACAGUGCAUUAUUUGAUUGCCUGGAAGAUGUAAUGAAGCGGGAUGAUCAACACAGGAUGACACUAGAAGUGUCAUACGGAGGAGGGAUUCGGAACAUAGUAGGAAAUGAAGGGGAGGAAAGGGUCAUAAGAAGUGUGAAUCUUGAUGUGUGGAGAUCAUUUUUCAGGAAGUUUGGAAUGGAGGAAGUAAAGCUGAGUAACACAUGUUUGUAUCAAGCUAACUUGAUUAUUCAGCAGUUUGCUUGUAGGAGUUCUUGCAGUGUGGAUGUAAAUGGAGGGUCUUUCAUGGUUAGCUGGAAAGGGACUCCAAUCUAUUCCACUUCUGCUUGGAAAUUCCAUUGA